Messenger RNA from Zingiber officinale, 1552 nucleotides. Its product is annotated as protein indeterminate-domain 7-like. The record is from RefSeq and is a predicted model, not a curated record. NCBI's taxonomy places the organism in Eukaryota, Viridiplantae, Streptophyta, Magnoliopsida, Zingiberales, Zingiberaceae. Bases 179 to 1354 code for a protein of 391 amino acids. The transcript is spliced from 3 exons. Gene Ontology annotation, cellular component: nucleus. Gene Ontology annotation, molecular function: DNA-binding transcription factor activity.
CUUCGCUAUCUGCGCCUCUUUUUCUUUCUUGUACGCAGCUGGAAGCUUUGUUCUUAAGAUAAGAACAGAAUAGUGACUAUAUACCACCACACCACUAUAUGGCCCCUUUUCAUUCCCACCAUUGCUGAAAGAAAACAAACAAAGAAGAUCUCCUUCCUUGGUAUUUUUGUUAGAAACGAUGUCAAAUUCCAACUCCAUCUCUGAAGAAGCUAGUGUUUCCUCGGAGACAAGAGCUCAAGACCACUUCAGUUUGAACUCUUUGCUUACUUCCAUAUCACCUCACCAACAGCCACUACCCAAGACCAAGAAGAAGAGAAACCAAGCAGGGCAUCCAGACCCAGAAGCUGAAGUUGUGGCUUUGUCACCUAAUACGCUGAUGGCCACCAAUAGGUUCGUUUGUGAGAUAUGUAGCAAGGGCUUCCAAAGGGAUCAGAACCUGCAGCUGCAUAGGAGAGGGCACAACUUACCAUGGAAGCUGAGGCAGAGAAGCAACAAAGAAGGAGCUACAAGGAAGAGGGUGUACGUUUGCCCAGAGCCAUCUUGUGUGCAUCACCAUCCUUCCAGGGCUCUUGGAGAUCUGACAGGGAUCAAGAAACACUUCUCUAGGAAGCAUGGAGAGAAGAAGUGGAAAUGUGACAAGUGCUCUAAGAGAUACGCUGUGCACUCUGAUUGGAAAGCUCAUGUUAAGACCUGCGGAACAAGGGAGUAUAGAUGUGACUGCGGCACCCUUUUCUCCAGAAAGGAUAGCUUCAUCACCCACAGAGCAUUCUGUGACGCCUUGGCAGAAGAAAGUGCACGAGUGAUGGCCGGGGGCGGCGCCACCAGUGCAUUCCCACCAUUGCAUCAGCCUCUCUUCCUCCCCUCAUCGUCCUCACCCUGGGACCCCUUUGCCUCUGCUAACGCUAAUUUGAUUCUUAACCCUAGCCCUGACGACUGCAAUAUUAAUCUAGGAGACAUUGAGCUGGUAAAAAAGCCUGAAGACAACUUUUCUUCUCUCCUUCACCACCUUCCUACCAACCCUACUACUUCACCUCAUCUCUCAGCCACUGCGCUGCUCCAGAGGGCCUCAGCUAUGGGCCCUAUGAGCAUCACGAACGCCUUAAGUGGCCUAGGUUAUACUAGUGCAACUGCUGGAAAUACUAUCGCCGUCAAUUCUGAGUCCGGCGUCCAAGACCUUAUGAUGUGGCAGGAGGCCGGCGACUGCUGGACUAGGGACUUCCUCGGCGUAGCAGCCGGAGGGGAUGGGGGCGAUGAGCUACUUCUGGAUCUGGUGACUGCCUCUCCAUGCGCCCCUGUUGGUCACCCAAACAAGCAGAUCGCCGAGUUCCCUCCGGUCAGUGGAACGUGGAACUGAGACAGCACGCAAACUGCUCGAGUUUAGUUCACUUUGAAUUUUAAUUACUAUCAUGCGGCAGCUAGCUAGUAUUUAUUAAUUGUCCUUACAAAUGUUGCUGCCUUGCCCCUACUGUUAAGCUCUUUAUCUCACUAUCAUCAUGAAUGCGUAACGUUGGCAUCGACCAAACUUAUAUCAUAUACACUCUUCGUUAAUUAA